This is a messenger RNA of Pocillopora meandrina, 4879 nucleotides long. The record is from the annotation of a GenBank genome assembly. NCBI's taxonomy places the organism in Eukaryota, Metazoa, Cnidaria, Anthozoa, Scleractinia, Pocilloporidae.
AUGUCGGCGAAUUUGAACACAUCUGUGAGUGGAACACACUCAGCUAUAACCUCACCGCAAUGCAUCAAUCCUACGACGCAAAAAAUCGGACAAACAUUCGCUUACUGUCUGUUAUCGAUUGUUUCGCUGGCUGGCAAUAUCUUUAUGGGGAUCACAGUCUACAGCUCGAAAACCUUGAGAAAACCUACCAAACUUUUUAUGGCCAACAUGGCCAUAUCCGAUCUUUUGUAUCCGAUUUUCCUGUUUCCAAAAAACUUGACGCAGCUAUAUCGAGGACAAUACUUCUGGUCAGUCAGCGGUCGUCUUGGAGAAACACUGUGUAAGCUGGUUCCCUUCUUAGCAGAUGCCUUCAACGCUGUGUCAAUUUUGAGCGUGGUUUUGAUAGCAAUGGAACGAUAUAGAGCAGUGGUAUUUCCCUUCCGUUCCCCUCUAGGCUCAAAGUUCUGCGCUCUCUCCAUUAUCGCUACUUGGACUACCUCAAUGGCUCUUCAUUUACCAUAUCUCUUCGCCUUUUCGCUAAUGGAACAUUCGGAAGAAAAAAAGUGUGAACCACAGUGGAAGAAAACUUUUGAGGAUUCCUUUCCCUUUGAAACCUAUAUCUGUGCUGGUUCUAUUUUAAUUUUCUUCAUUCCUCUCUUUGUUACUAUUUUACUUUACGUUAUAAUUAUUUUAAAACUCAAGUCCCAGAUGACUCCAGGCGAGCAAUCAGCUAAUGCCUUAACACAUCGAGCAGAGAGGGAGUGGAAAGUGCUGAAGAUGUCCAUUGCUAUCGUGAUGACGUUUACAUUAUGCCGAAUUCCCUACACCAUUAGUUAUUUCAUGGCCUAUUUUCCACAGAACACCUCCAUGAUCAAGUCUUGCGGUUUUCAAUACUUCGCGUAUACCGCUUUUUUUCUUGCUCACUCACAUUGUGCUGUAAACCCUUGCAUUUGUUUUAUUUGCUGUAGAGGCUAUCGAAAAGACUUAAAACAGAUUUUGAAAAAGAGCUUUCACAGGAAGGUAAAGAGAUCCUACGUCUGAGAUAAAAAUUCGUAACUUGACCCAGGCCUCUCUCCUUUUUUCGCUCUGAGCCGAGGUUCUUUCGCUCCGCCGCGACUAUCACCCCGUAUUCAUCAACUCAACGCAUUGUAGCAGCUUUCGGGAAACAGUGGUGAAUAUCACUUUGUAUACGAUCAUUUUUUAUAAGCAGUUUGCCGCUUUCUCGGUUGCGAAAAGUGAAUAAAAUGAUAAAAACACACGUCGUGUCAAGUUGUGAGGUUUAUAAGGAAAUAGACGCAGUCCCACGUAAAAUCCUGAAGACAUGAUCGUGGGCUAGAGAUGUCAGUCUUUCCGAAUUGAAGUUGGUGUUUAGUAGAGCAUUAUAAAAUAAAAAAAAUAUGGCCCGCUAAAAGGAUCUUUUUAAGAGAAACUUAAUGUGCAUGGUUAUUUUAAAAAAGUUCACGGAAAAUUUAAAGGGAGAUUUUAUCAUCGCCUAGUUAAUCAAAGUGCUCUGUGAGCAAACUCGUGAAUUGACAUAUGAUUUUUUGGAUUAUGUUUAAUGUUAUCUGGUUUAGGGAAUUUUGUGGUUGAUUGUCAUAUCUAGAGUACGAGCAGUAGUUCAGUGUUCGCUAAUGUAGCAAAGAAACAAAGUAACGUCGGGAUAAGAAGGCAUUACAAUUGAAAUGAUCAUGCUAUUGCAUUUGACAAGGGUGGAUGAUGUCGUGUGUUUCAAACAUAUAUCAUUUCUGUUUCUGGUUCAAAAGAAAAGGUUGAAAGUAAAUGUGGGUGAAAAGUGAAUUUUCUGUCUAUCAUUGUAAAUAUUAGAAAAUCAAGGCAAUACUUUCUUAAUGAAAACAUUAACGAUUCCGUCUUUAUCAGAUGAGACAAACGGGAACGAGUUUUGAGUGAUAUAACUAAGCUAAGACUGCCACCGUCAUUUUGGAUCUCCGCCUAGGUAGAUUUUAGUCACGUGCUAGGCAACGUAUAAUCAAUAACAAGAUAGAAUUUCAUGUCAGGCCUAUUUAUCAAUUUUGUGGUGUAUAACUUUCGCAUUUUAGUACGUAAUAUGUAUUUUCAAAUUGUCUUGAAACUUAAAAGAAAAUUGUUCCUUAAAAAUUCACUGAAAAUCGGUAGCUAAAAUUGCUUGUUUAGGUGUUAUUUGAUUUUCGUGUUAACUUGUAAUUUCGUUAGCCGCCGGCAUCUUCUGUUGUUUAUCACAGGAAAAACACACGAUACGAAACGUAAUGAUCGAUUUUGUCCUCGAUCUCACGCCGUAACAGAAAAAGCUUUUGAACAUCUGUAAACUCCGAGCGCUUCGCAGUAAGUGAUAUUUUCAAUGAAUCUUCGGAUUGUUUUCAAGUUCUAGGAUUGUAAAUUACAAUUUUAUGAAAAACGAAGGUUUUUCUGUUAUUUCAGUGUGAAUCCUUGUAUGCCUGCCAGUCGCUGGCGCCGCUUGUUGAAACUAAAACGAAAAAAAAAAUUAUUUUAAGAUUAUCAUUGGCUUCUUUGUCACCCCACCACUAUUCUUAGCAAUAAAGGUCGCCAUUUCGUUUGUUUAUUGCUCGCCAAAAACUAUCAAAUACACUCAAAAGCCUAAAAUCGAAAAAAAGUUUACAGGAAUCGACCAGUCGAGCGAGCGAGCGAGUGCCAUUCCCCAUAUCGUAUCUACAACUCGCUCUUGUGCAUGCGCGCAAUUCACGAGUUAAGAACGGAAACUCUCUGGAAUGUUAAAUUGAAGUAAGAAACCUAUCCUCUGGCGCACCGAGAAUUGAACGAGCAAGAUACGCUCUUUUAUCUUCUUCAUGUUAAGCAAGUUUUAUUCUCAAUUAGCACACUCCCUCGAGAUCUUAAUGCCAAUUGUUAUCGUUGACUGUUACGCACUUUUCAGAUAGUUACCUCUAAUACUUUCUGAGUUGUUAAGACGAAAUUAUCCUCCAGUGGAUAACUUCCCCAUUUUCACAACCUGUCUACAGUUGGUAUGUUAAGAAGGAACUACUGAUCUAUCUCUUCUAGACUUUGCCCACAGGGGGAACGUGCUUUGAGCAAACCAGGAAGUAUCGUUAACGGAUAUGAUAAUCGAUACGAUUGCUAUUUUAAGUGUGAUCAAAAUGAUAUCUUUAGGUGAAAACACUUUAGUUUUUUUCAUUUUUAUGUCAUGAUGAUAGCCUAGGACAUGAAAAUAUCUGGUGUACUUUAAACCUAACCUAUAUAUACUAUUUCGUUUCCUUUUUUUAUUCUGUAUGCUAAAUUUCUUUGAUAAAAGUUUCUAAGACUUUUUUAACUCGCCCUGUUAGCGUGCAAUCCUCACGUUUAAUGCGCGCGAAACUCUCUCUUUCUAUUUCCGACAAAAACAAAGAUGAAGUUACCAUAAUGUUUCAGAAGAUUCAGUUGGUGUGGCAACUGUAAGGCCCAGUGUCAUAUAAUUCUAGGCAGAUGAUAAUUCAUGAUCAGUUAUUUGAAACUUGCUUGACAUGGUCGAUAGAUAAAUGUUUUCGCGGGCAAAUUUUCCGCUUUCGUUAUAUGUGAAUAAAGCUACGAGUGCGACUAAUUUCGGUAAAACUAUCUCUCAUAGCAGGCAAAGCUUGGAAACUUUCUAUCCUUCAUUCAGCUCUAACAUACAGCCAAAGAUGUUAUGUUCACUUUUUAGUUUUCACCCGAUGCAGACAUCUUUAACGGAAACUGAUUGACAAUAAAUGAAUAGAGCUCUAAAUUGAAUCUUCUCACGUGAGGUUUGCUUUGUUUGUCGCGUGCGUUAUCGUACUUUGCUUUAAAUUCAUUAAACUCAGAUCACGUCUUGAAAAGAAUAUAAAAGUUGAAGUUUUUCUUCAGGAUAUCAGGUCAGGUAAAACUCAACCUGUGAGAACUGCUCGCCAAAUAAGUAACCGCCAGUAUCAGAGAAAUGUCGCUAAACGAGAACACAUCGAACAAUGGAACACACCCGGUUAUGCCUCCGGCGCUUUGCUUCAAUCCUGUUACACGUAGAAUCGGAGAAACAAUCGCUUACUGCCUCUUGUUUGUAGUUUCGUUGGUUGGAAAUAGCUUUAUCGUGAUAAUUGUGCCUAAGACGAAAACCGUGAGAAGAGCCACAAACAUUUUAAUCGUAAACAUGGCCGCGUCCGAUCUGCUUUAUCCGAUAUUCCUUUUUCCGAAGAAUUUAACAGAGGUCUACCUUCAUUCUGGUUUAGUGAGUGGUGAUGUUGGCGAGACUUUGUGUAAGCUUGUUCCCUUCAUAGCAGAUGUCUCCACUUCUGUGUCAAUUCUAAGCCUGGUUCUGAUAGCAGUGGAUCGAUUUGGAACUGUCGUUUUUCCUCUUCGAACUCCAUUUAUCGGUUCAAAGCUGUGCCGGUUCCUCCUUCUUGCCACUUGGAUAAUCUCAUUGGCUUUUCAUUUACCAUAUCUCUUCGCCUUUUCACUCGUUGAGUAUACGGAAGGAACAAAAUGUGCACUACAGUGGAAUGAAGCCCUCGGAGAUACGUUGUCCCUAAAAAACUACAUUCUGGGCGCUUGUAUUUCACUUGUCUAUAUUCCUUUGUUUCUGAUUUUUUUACUCUACCUCAUAAUCAUUUUAAAACUCAAGCCCCAGACGACUCCAGGCGAGCAAUCGGCUAAUGCCGUUAAACGACGAGUAAAAAGGGAACUGAAAGUGCUGAAGAUGUCCAUUGCUAUCGUUCUGGGGUUUACAAUAUGCCGAAUUCCCCUCACUAUACGUUUGUUAUUGCUCUUUUUUCCACCGAACAUCUCCAUGAUUGAGUCUUGCGGUUUUAAAUAUUUCGCAUAUGUUUCUCAUUUUCUUAAUCACUCAUAUUGUGCUAUAAACCCUUGCAUUUAUUUUAUCUUUAGUGGAAAUUAUCGUGAAGGUCUCAAAUAUCUCUUCGGGCUAAGAAAUUCAUCUUCCAAGUAG